Eimeria necatrix is the source of this 696-nucleotide messenger RNA. Its product is annotated as coatomer beta subunit, putative. Lineage: Eukaryota; Apicomplexa; Conoidasida; Eucoccidiorida; Eimeriidae. The transcript has 4 exons. The record is from RefSeq and is a predicted model, not a curated record. The annotation marks the transcript as partial.
GGGGGGCCGAAGCAGCAGAAGCAGCUGCAGCAAUGUUUGGAUUGGUUUGAAACGGAUUUGGAAGGAAAGAGAAAAGAAGAAAUCGAAAAAAGAAAACAAGAGGCUCGCCCAGGCUCCCAGGCCCUCAAGCGGUGUGCUGCAGUGGACUCCGCCAUACCUUUUCGUUUGCUGCUGCCUGUGGGGCCGGGGGAGAAUGCGGAGGAGAAGCGGCAGUUUGACGAGGAGUGUUUGUGGCAGCAGCAGCAGCAGCAGCAGCCGGAGCUGCUGCAGCAGCAGCAGCAGCAGCAGCCAGACGUUGCUGUUGCUGUUGGAGAAGCUGCGCCGCUAAACGAAGCAGCACUUUUCAACAAACGCCUCCAUUCAGUGCGGCAGCUAACUGGACUGGCAUCUGCCGCCUUUUGGGUCUACGAAAAUGAACUGUUCAAUAAAGUUGAAAAGUGCAGAAGGGGCAAUUAUAUUUGGAGUGGUAUCUUUGGAGUUAAAGCCCAGCAGCAGCAGCAGCAGCAGCAGCAGCAGCAGCAGCAGCAGCAGCAGCAGCAGCAGCAGCAGGCGGUCGAUAAUAUCCUUUUUGGAGUUGAUUUUGCAAGAGACGAAAAUGACGGUGGUGGGUUCUACGCCUCCGAGCAGCAGCAGCAGCAGCAGCAGCAGCAGCAGCAGCAGCAGCGCAGCAGCAGCAGCAGCAGCAGCAGCAGAUGA